This is a messenger RNA of Ictalurus punctatus (channel catfish), 5343 nucleotides long. RefSeq names its product forkhead box N3 (gene foxn3). Gene Ontology annotation, biological process: regulation of DNA-templated transcription. Gene Ontology annotation, molecular function: cis-regulatory region sequence-specific DNA binding; DNA-binding transcription factor activity. Gene Ontology annotation, cellular component: nucleus. Lineage: Eukaryota; Metazoa; Chordata; Actinopteri; Siluriformes; Ictaluridae. The record is from RefSeq and is a predicted model, not a curated record. The transcript has 8 exons. The coding region runs from base 748 to 2163 and encodes 471 amino acids.
CAGACAGGAAGCAGAAGGAAGUGUAGUUAGUAUCGCAGAACAAAAGCUAGUGACACGAGCAGAGAAAGAGCCUCCGGGUUUCAGCACGGGCCCCACAAAGAGUCCCGAGUCCUGCGUCUUUCCUGCGUUUGUCUUUCUCUGACAUCACGGCUGCUAGUCGCAGCGGUGCACAGAACCCCGCCGGUCUCCCGAAACGGCCGAGAAGCCGGCACUCGUGACUCGAGUUACUGAGGCGUGUGACAUGUGACACCCGUUGAAGGAGGGUUCCGAACAGGUCACACCCUCAGCCUCGGCUCUCGCAGGUAAACACCAGGCGGAUGAGUCGAGGCUUGCUGAAGAGCGUGAAAAACAAGAAGCCGUUCCUCUGCUUUUAAACGGCGUCCUGAUAGAGCAGAGGGAAGGAUCGAGCCUCAUGAGAGCCUCCGCAGAGCAGGGACGAAGAAGCCCGAACCUGUUCCAGCACGACACGACGUGCACGAAGCGAGCUCCAGGAAGACGUGGUGCGUUCAGGUCGGAAGAACCGUGAGCGUCCUGCACGAACUGGAACUGGAAGCGGAGCCUCCUCGCCAUCCCAACGUCAGAGCCCGAUUUCAACCUCGUGGCCGAACGAACACGGAUCCGGAACGGAGCCACGCGACAGAAUCUAGCGGAAAGCCUUCGCAGAAGAGUCGAGCGCAUUAUAGCGGCGACGGUGGGAAUACGUCGGAAUGACAAUGAGAUGUUCAAGAAGCACGAGCCUUGGUCUAAAUGGGUCCGGUCAUGCCUCCCAGCAAGAAGCCGGAAGCUUCCGGGGUGAGCGUGGCGAGCGGCUUGAGCCAGCUGUACCAGGUGAGCUCGAUCACUCGGGCGCUGUGCGAAGACGACGAACUGGAGCUGGCGCUGCCCGUGCCGGCCAUCAAGCUGGAGAAGUCGGGCGCCGAGGACGAAGAGCUGACCAACCUGAACUGGCUGCACGAGAGCAAGAACCUGCUGACGAGCUUCGGCGACCCGGUGCUAAGGAGCGUGAGCCCCGUGCAGGAGCCCGACGACGACCCGCCUCCCUCCCCGGCCACCUCCGACCUCGCCUACGACGCCAAGCACAACCCCAACUGCAAGCCGCCGUACUCCUUCAGCUGCCUCAUCUUCAUGGCCAUCGAGGACGCGCCCUCCAAGAGGCUGCCCGUCAAGGACAUCUACAACUGGAUCCUCGAGCACUUCCCGUAUUUCGCCAACGCCCCGACCGGCUGGAAGAACUCAGUCAGGCACAACCUCUCGCUCAAUAAGUGUUUUAAGAAAGUGGACAAAGACAGGAGUCAGAGUAUCGGGAAGGGUUCCCUGUGGUGCAUAGACCCGGAAUACAGACACAAUCUCAUCCAGGCACUGAAGAAGACGCCUUAUCAUCCCUACUCCCAAGUGUUCACCACGCCUCCCACCUCUCCUCAGGCAUAUCAAAGCCUGUCCAGUCCUCCAAUUUGGCCAGGGAAUCACUUCUACCGAAAAAAUAAAGGAGUCCUCCUACCAGAUGCCGAUAUAGACGCUGCCGUGUCCAUGAUGUGUCUGAAUCGUCCCGAGACGCCCGAGUUCUUCCCUCAGGGAGUGAUCCGGAACGGAGCUUGUAUGAUGAGCCCGGGCCUCUUCCCAGGAAUUCGACCUCUUCCCAUCAGUCCUAUCGGCAGCAGAACCGCCGCCGUCAGGUCAGUCCUGGCCGGCUGCAGGAUUCGCAGCGAAAGCGAGCCGUCCUGCGACUCUCCUCUGGUCAGCAGCGACCCCAAGGAGGACCACAACUACAGCUUUGGCAAAUCUUCCAACUCGACCACCGGAGAGAAAACGCCGCUCGACUGCGGCGCGUCCGAGUUCCACGGUCACGACGCCGCCAGCGACACGGACGACGACGACAGGGCCAAGAUCAAGAAGGAGCCCAAAGAGUGGGCGGUGGACGCUCUGGCCCUGGCGCAGCACAACAAGUGGCACCAUUUGACAAAGGUCAAACAGAGAGUGGCCAGUGACAUGCUGCCUUUAAAAAAGAGGCGCACCGAGAAGCCUCCGGAAAGCGAUGACGAGGAGAUGAAGGAGGCGGCGGGUUCUCUGCUCCACCUGGCUGGCGUCAGAGCCUGUUUGAACAAUAUCACCAACCGGACGGCCAAGGGCCAGAAAGAGCAAAAAGAGUCCAUGAAAAAUAACUAAACUGUGUUAUGAGGAAGAGAGAAAGAGAGAGAGAGAGCGAGAGAGAGAGAGAGCGAGAGAGAGAGCGAGAGAGAGAGAAAAGAAACAUCACUUUUAAUAGAAUUUACUAUUUUUUUCCAGGACAUCAGGUGAAUUCUACUGAUUUGUGGCAAUAUCAACAAUUAACUUUGUUUUCCUAUCUUUAUAGGUGAAGUUAUUGAGGGUUCUUUAUUUUUUAUUGUUUUUAUUACUUUUCUCUUUUUUUUUUUUUUUUUCUUUUCUUUUUUUUUUUAAAGGAGAUUAAAGCCAUAGCAAAAAAUAAAUAAAUAAAUAAAUAAAUAAAUAAAUAAUUCAGCUGAUUUACUAAUGGGUUUUAUUUGGCUGAUAUUAACAUUAAAUAAGAAGGAAAAUCCCACACGCACUUAGACGAGAGAAAACAGCGCUGUAGAACAGAGCUACGCGCGACCGGCCAGCGGGAGUCUGUGUAGGGGUUAUGUUCUAGUGCACUAGGAGUAGUGUACACUUCUCUUAGUCGUGUCUCGUGAGCAGACUCGCCGCCCCGGGGCGUUAAUCCGAUCCGACGGCAUGGCCGAGCGGUCCUGGAUGAUUGUAGCUGCUGAAAGUCAGACGUUCCCCGAGUCCAAUGUUAAUCUGUGAAAUAAAUCCGAAGCCAUAAGCCUUUGUGCUUUUUGGAGAGGCAAAUAUACAGUACAUUAGAUGUAUGAAGAUAUACCACCGCCCGCAGUUCUUCCCUUAAGCAAUCAAAACGAGUGUUAUUACUCAAAUGAAGUAAAGCGACAUAGUGAUACGAUAUUCCCCUUAGAGUACAAUAAAAUAAUAAUAAUAAUAAUAAUAAUAAUAAUAAUAAUAAUAAUAAUAAUCCCUGACAGAAACGAUGCUACUAAAACCUGCCAAGUGUAAUGUAAUGAUAAAAGAAAAAAGAUGAAGUGUGGAAAUGUUUUGUGGGAUUUUAUUUUAUUUUUAUUUUUAAAUCAAUAUUUGCUUUAAUUUUUAAUCCUGUUUUAUUUUGUAUAAAUUCUUUCUUACGUUUUUAGUUUCCUAAGCCUCAUGAUGUAAGAAGCAAUUUCAUCCAGUCAGGAUAACACUGUAUAAAAUGUUACACUAGACCUUUUUUUUGUUUGUUUUAUUUUUUAUUUUUUAUUUUAUUUUUUUUUUUUCCCCUUUCUUAAUUUAAAACAAUGUAGCCAGCAGGAUUUUUUUUUUAAUUUUUUUUUUUUUGGUUCCCUCCAAAAAUCGUGUUGCAUGGGUUUCUUGUAAAGAAGACGGAGAUCUUUUUUUUUUUUUUUUUUUUUUUUUUUUUAUUCAAAAAGUUGUAAGGUAAAUAAUGUAUUUAGCAUGAAGCAUGAAUUAUUUUCAUAUAAAUAUAGAUCCUAGAGAACAAAAAGGCACCGCCUCUACUCUAAUUUCUAUGCCCAUAGGCCUACAGUCACUUUUCUUUUUGGGUUUUUUUUUUGUUUGUUUGUUUGUUUGUUUUAUGUUUUGUUUCGUUUAAAUUUUUAAUUUUUUUUUUGUCUUGAUUUGUCUCAUCGUUCAAAAGCAGGCAUUUUACAGAAUAACCUUCUUCAGGGACAAACGCUGACUGUUGGGCAACACUCUGUGCAAUAUGGGGACUUCACCUUCUUUCCACGUGUAGGGCUGUCAGCCCCCUCUCCACUCUCUCCAUCAGAUCAGCUCCGGUGUGUGCGUGUGCACGUGCGCGUGUGCAUGUGUGUGUGUGUGUGUGCGUCCGAGCGUUCGGCCUUGAUGCUUAGCACUCAGCUCUGUAAGGACAAGUUGGUAGUGAGUGUCUGUUCCUUUUCUUCCUUUUUUUUCGGGGGGGGGGGUCUUCCAUUUACACAGCACAGGUAAUACACACGCUCACACACUCUUCCCUCUGCAUAGCACUGUUCAGUAUUAAAUAUCUACACACACACACACAAUAAUCCCACUGCACAUUGUACUCGAUUCCAUCCGAUUGCACUUAGCUUUUAAUACUCAUUUUUAAAGUUCAGUGCCAAAGCCGGUAAGUUUAUACACAGCAACGUGGCCAACACACACACACACACACACACACACACACACUCUUUGAUAAUACUACGUGAGAAACUUGUAGCAUUUCUGUCAUGUAUAAUAUAAUAUUACAUGGAAAUCAUAUCCAUCGCUAUCACGUUACACAUUAUUGGCUGUAAAUUGCUCCUCCAGGUGUUUUUAUGUCCUCCAUAUCAUACACACUUUACCCUUAAUCAUCAUCAUCAUCAUCAUCAUCAUAGUGAAUCCGAAUGUUUAUGAUGUCGACCUUGAUCAUCUGUGACGUGUCCUGUUAGCAUGCCUGUUCUGAUCACGCACGUAUACGGACUUCAUCUGUGCAUCCUCGGCAUCAUCGGCCUCAUCAUCAUUGCUCCCGGGAACCGAAUUCUCCAUCCUCACACUGCAGGAACAAAAAAAAAAAAAAAAAAAAGACAAAAAAAACGGAGGACAACCAGCAUCUGUGAGGUUUUAUUCAUUCUUAUUUAAAAAAAAAAAAAAAGAAAAGAAAAAAAAAAAGGGAACACUCACUACGUAACUUUUCCUUUUUUUUUUUUUUUUUUUUACGAAUCUCUUCCGAAGGAAAAGCCCGUGAGAGGAUGAAGAGGCGAGUGGAGGCGCAUCAGAAAAUACUCAACCCAAGCCAGGCAAAUAACAGUCAAUAACAGUCUUCUCCUUGUGUUUGUCAUUGUUCGUUUUUAUUAUUAUUAUUAUUAUUAUUAUUAUUAUUAUUAUUAUUAUUAAAAGCUUCACAUUGUUAGUUGCCAUUAAAAAUGUUUUGCAGUGUUUUCUUUCUUUUUUUUUUGUUUGUUUGUUUUUGGGUUUUUUUUGUUGUUUUUUUUUUUCUUUCCGGAGCGAGUAGAAUCGAGUCUUAUUUGGUUCGUUCUGAAUUUUCAAGGUCUGAUGGCAUGUGCACCCUGAUAAAGUGUCGAUAUGGAGGCGUUCUUGCACUCUGUAUUUCCUCGUUGUGUAAUCAUAUUGCCAAAGACAAUUUCAUCAAUAUGUAAAUAUCACUUUGUCCAUUACUAUGGGAAAAGAAGAAGAAGAAAAAAAAAAAGAUUCCUUUUUAUUUCGAUUUUGUUUUGCGUUCGUUCGUUAUUCCGACCUGCCAUCACGUUUCUGUGCUGUAUUGUCUUCCAGUUGCAAUAAAGAAAAAAAAAGAGUUGCAAAGGCGAA